Recurvomyces mirabilis is the source of this 2829-nucleotide messenger RNA. RefSeq lists its product as uncharacterized. The transcript has a single exon. Gene Ontology annotation, molecular function: ubiquitin-protein transferase activity; ubiquitin binding. Gene Ontology annotation, cellular component: ubiquitin ligase complex. Gene Ontology annotation, biological process: protein linear polyubiquitination; proteasome-mediated ubiquitin-dependent protein catabolic process. Bases 1 to 2829 code for a protein of 942 amino acids. NCBI's taxonomy places the organism in Eukaryota, Fungi, Ascomycota, Dothideomycetes, Mycosphaerellales, Teratosphaeriaceae. The record is from RefSeq and is a predicted model, not a curated record.
AUGAUUGCGAGAGCUGCAAUACGUGAAGAGCCAGAAGUCAUCGACCUUCUAAGUGACGAUAGCGUGCCCAGCAGCGCCACUCCACAGACAAGAACUCCACUCGAUCUCGAUGAGGAUGGCAAUCUUUCGCCACUUCAUGACUUGCCCUAUGGUGUCUUUCAUGAUUUCGACGACUUGGAGGAUGAUCUUCCUGUACCAGUGGCCGCAGAACCUCUACAUCGAGGCCAGUACAUCAACAUCGACGGUGAAGACAUCUUUAUCCCGGACGAGGAAGAAGUGCCGCCUGUUCAAGGUGACGCCACCGAGCUUGAUGCGGAGCUGGCGGCUGCUUUGAGCAAUGAGCAAGCAGAUGGUGGUGCACAAGCUGGUGCCGCAGACUUUGCACUCGUGGACGAAGAAAUCACCGCCGAUUCUUGCUUGCAGCGAGUGCUUGAAAUCUUCCCGGAUGUUGACCACGAGCACAUUCGUAAACUCUGGGCUGACUUUGAUUCGAAUGAGGACUAUGAAAGUCUAUCUGGCUCAGGUCGACUAGACAACAUCAUCAACCAACUAGUCUCUGCUACCAGCUACCCAAAAGCAGAGAAGGGCAAGCAGGCUACCCACAAACGCAAGCGCGAAGACAGUAUCGACGAGAACGACUUCAAGCAGUGGGAAGACGUUGAUAGACACGAGACACCAGCAUAUCUCAAAGGCAAUAUACGGCACAUCUUGAAAUCCGAGUUUCCCGAAUUUCCCGUACAGUACAUCAAUGACAUACUCUCGCAGCACAAGCAUGUCUACCAGUCAUACAUGGCUCUUGCAGCGGCAAAGGAUCGCAAAGACCCAGCAGCUGGGCGUGGCAGACCAUCGACCAGGAACCUAGCGGAUGCUAACAACACCGCAGUCAAUACUGGAUGGCCUGUAUUACCCUUGGAGCUUGAUGCAGCUCGCAAGAAGGUGGUUGAGAUUCGUGCUGGAUAUGCGAGGGAAGGCCGGAGAAAGAGACUGGAGGAGGAGAACCUGCAGAAGGCAAAGGAUGCUGGGGAGAUAACAGAGUGUUCAGCAUGCUGCGAUGACCUACCAAUGAACCGCCAAAUCCAUUGCGAUGGGACGAUCGCGCACUUCAUCUGCUUCGAGUGUAUUGAGACGUACAUCAGCAGCGAGGUCGGAGAAGCAAGGUGUCGUGUACUUUGUACUGCAGGGUGUAGUGCACCAUACCCACCGAAUCAGCUCAAUCUGCUGUCGAACAAACAGCUGUUGGCUAAGCUCGCUGAGCUGGAACAGGAGAAGGCGAUACGGGAUGCUGAGCUGGAAGACCUUGAGGAAUGCCCCUGCUGCGACUACAAGGCUAUCCUUCCUCCUAUCGAGGAGGACUUCGAGUUCCGUUGCGCCAACCCUGAAUGCGAGAUGGUCACCUGCCGGCGAUGUAAGGCGAAGUCACACAUUCCACUUUCUUGUGAGGAACAUGCCAAGGACAAUAAGCUAAAAAGCCAGCACACGGUCGAAGAAGCCAUGACAGCCGCAUUGGUUCGAUCUUGCAACAAGUGCAAGAAACAAUUCAUCAAGCAGGACGGGUGCAACAAGAUGACAUGCCCUUCGUGCAGUAAUCUUCAGUGCUACGUGUGCUCACAAAGCAUUACCAGCUACGAUCAUUUCGACCAAACCCCACAUCGAGCCAAUGUCACUGGUGGCAACGGGAAGAAGAAGUGCCCGCUUUACGACGCAAAUGGCGUCGAGGAGCGCCAUGAACGUGAGGUGAAGGAAGCUGAAGAAGCGGCUCGCAGAAAGGUGCUGGAGGAGAAUCCGGACGUGCAGCAAGAAGAUCUGGAAAUCAAGGUUUCCGAUGCUGUCAAGAAAGUCACGUCAGGGCGAGCCGAUGGAGUGGCUGGUCUCGGAGGAGGCUGGAUGGCUGGACUGUAUGCGGGAGCAGGUGUAUUGGGUGGCUUUGACGGUAUGAACGACGCACUCGACGAGCAGUUCCAACGCGUGAACCAGAUGCAUGCGCGCCAGAUUCGCGACGCAGAUGCUGAAGCUAGAGGCCGAGCAUAUCGUCGAAAUGCUGAGGACCGUGCAGCUAGGCGCGCGCGGCUCGCGCGGGCUGCAGAGGCUGCAGUAGCUGCGGAGGAUGCACUCGCCCUCGCGCCUGCACCUGUGCCUGCUGUUCAAGGCUUCAUUCCCGUGGUUGCUGCUGCUCCUGGUGGGAUUGGUGGUGGCGGCUGGCCUGGAUAUCCAAAUCCGUAUCUUGAUCAAACGGCAGGCCUUCAAGCUGGGGCGAAUCAGCAUGUUGCAGCACUACCUGCAGGAGGAGGCUACAACGCAUGGGGAGACAACAUGCUCGAUGCGCUGCAUCUUGCACGCCUUCCGGACCCGAAUGCAUAUCCAGGGUUUGAUCCCAUCGUUCCGGUCAACAACCACCUAGCUGCUGCACCCGGGGACAUGAAUCGGGACAGAGAACGACAAGAUCGACUAGGUCAGUUGUAUGGGGUGUAUGCGGAUCGAUUAGACUUGGUGAGGAGGCCUGCGCCAGCCCAACCACCUCAGGCAGGCAUGAACCCGCAACAACCUAACCAACAGCAAGCACGCGACGCGGCUUUACAAGAUCUUCGUGCGGAUCGCGACCAGCGCAUGCAGCGGAUUAGGGAUCAGUUACAGCAAGAGCGCUUGCUCGUGAAUUUGCAAGGCCAGCAGCGCUUUCACCAGCAGCAUGGUCUCAAUGAUCGCCUGCAAAGGCAACAGCUCUUGCAUCAGCAAUUGGCUCUGCAGCGGCAACAGCAAGCAGAGGAUAUACUAAGUCUGGCGGCGUAUCGGAAUAAUGCUGCGAGGGGUCGUCCGGGGGAUGCUCAGCAAUAG